AUGGCGUUACCAAAUCUAUCAUUGCAAAAUAUUUUUGCCAGUGUAGAUAUCGAUCGUUCUGGUAGAAUUAGUGUGGAUGAAUUACAACGGGCAUUGUCAAAUGGUACCUGGAAUCCGUUCAAUCCUGAAACUUGCCGGUUAAUGAUAAGCAUGUUUGAUUCUGAUCGGGAUGGUGCUAUCAAUUUCAAUGAAUUUUCUGCCUUAUGGGAUUAUAUCAAUCAGUGGACACAAUGUUUUCGUUCUUUUGACGUAGAUGGUUCUGGCAAUAUUGAUAAACGAGAGCUGUCAAUGGCACUUUCUAAAUUCGGUUAUCGAUUAAGUGAUCGAUUUAUUGAUCUCUUAAUGAUGAAGUUUGACAGGACACAUACCCAUCGUGUAAAUUUCGAUGAUUUUAUCCAGUUAUGCGUUGUUCUGCAAACGUUGACGGCAGCAUUUCGUGAUAAAGAUACUGAUCGUGAUGGUAUAAUUACUAUCGGAUAUGAAGAAUACUUAACAAUGGUAUUCACUUCAAACAUAUGA
Messenger RNA from Acanthocheilonema viteae, 519 nucleotides. The record is from the annotation of a GenBank genome assembly. Lineage: Eukaryota; Metazoa; Nematoda; Chromadorea; Rhabditida; Onchocercidae.